GGGGGCGGCCGCCGUCCCCGCCCGCCGCCGGAGGGAAGCGGAGGAGCGCGGGGCGCGCUCCUGGCUCGGGGCAGCCCGGGCCGGGGGGGGCUGCAGCCGGAGCGGGGCCAAGAGGAUACCGUGGGGCUGCAGUGCUUGUGUUGGGAAUCCCAGCUCCUGGGUGAUCCUGUGACCAGGACUCUGCGGCCGGAGUGGAUCUGCACUGCUGGUGUGGGGUGCACCCAAGGGGUCUCACACCCUGGGAGGUCCCCCCGAGGCUCCUCGUCUUGAGCUGCUUCAUCUCUUACAGCAAGAGAAGCUUCGCCUGAGCUUAACCUGGGGCUCUCCUGGCUCUCCCUAAGCCAAAGGGACCUGUGGGUGCUUCAGCCUGGAAGCCAGACACAGCCGGUAUCGAGACGCUCCUUGAUUAAACUGUCUUUGAAUCCAUCACAUCCCUGAAAUCAAUUGAUGCCAAUGGAUUGCAGAGGAGAGAGCGGAGGAAGAGAAACACUUUGGUGAGAUCCCUGGUGAUGCACUGGUGGAGCAGUUGGAGUUUAGCACCUGCCCGGUGCCAGCACGGAGAUGUUGGGCUCCACACUUUCCUCUGGCUGAAGCUGCUUAAAUCAACUGGUCUGGGAGCAAAACCAGAAGCAAGUGCGCUACAGGACUGUGUGUGUGACAGGAGCAGCUCGGCCAAAGAACAAGAUGCCCAUGAAGUUUAAUCUCUCUUAGCCUUAAAAGAGAAAACGGGAGUAAAAAUUAUGGAUCCUUUAUACUUUUCCAACACAGUUAGCACAGAAGCUAGUUCCAGCGAUGUGAAUUCCUCCCUGCUGACCAACGUGACAGAGAAUGUGACGCUCUCAGAGCAGCCCUCAUUCAAAUACAUCCACAAAGUCCUGAUUCCCAUCUGUUACCUCCUUGUAUGUGCAGUUGGACUCAGCGGCAACACGUUGGUCAUCUACGUGGUCUUGCGCUAUGCCAAGAUGAAAACAGUCACCAACAUAUACAUCUUGAAUUUAGCUGUUGCUGAUGUACUCUUCAUGCUGGGUCUGCCCUUCCUGGCUACUCAGAAUGCCAUCUCCUAUUGGCCCUUUGGCUCCUUUUUGUGCCGGCUGGUGAUGACUGUAGACGGUAUUAACCAAUUCACUAGUAUAUUUUGUUUGACUGUGAUGAGCAUGGACCGGUACCUGGCAGUAGUUCAUCCCAUCAAAUCAACCAAGUGGAGACGGCCCAGGGUAGCCAAGCUCAUCAGUGUGACUGUCUGGACCUUCUCAUUCUUGGUGGUGCUUCCAGUCAUCAUCUUUUCGGAUGUGCAGGAAGACUUUCACACCUGCAAUAUGAACUGGCCAGAGCCUGUCAACAUCUGGUCAGCAGCAUUCAUCAUUUAUACAUCAGUCCUUGGUUUCUUUGGUCCUUUGCUGGUGAUCUGUCUGUGCUACUUGCUGAUUGUGAUAAAAGUCAAGUCGUCAGGGAUCCGAGUUGGUUCUACGAGGCGCAGGAGAUCAGAGAGGAAGGUGACCAGGAUGGUGGUGAUCAUUGUGGUGGUCUUUGUGUUUUGCUGGCUCCCGUUUUACAUGAUGAACAUUGUAAAUUUGAUAUUUAUACUGCCGGAAGACCCCGUGUUGGUUGGGGUGUACUUCUUUGUGGUGGUCCUGUCCUAUGCAAACAGCUGUGCCAACCCCAUUCUUUAUGGAUUCCUUUCUGACAACUUCAAGCAGAGUUUUCAGAAAGUCCUUUGCCUCCAAAAGGGCAAUGGUGUAGAGGAUGGUGACCCCAUUGAACACAGGCAAGAGAACAGCAGCCGCUUGCAGGAAUCAAUGUUAACCCAGAGAAAUAUUGAAUUCAAUGGACAUAUGCAGACUAGCAAGGUCUAAGGGCAUGGUUGGGUACUGCAAAGCACUUCUAAACCUAGAGAACUUGUGGACUUAGAGGAAAAAAAUGAAUUCAUAGCAAAGCUAAAAUCUGGAGACCCACAGGCUCAAAUGAAUGUACAUAGACUUCUCCCCCUUUGCCAGCUGAGAGUGUUAUGGGCUAUCCUGGGCUGUGUGAAACUCCUAUGGUGUUCCAUCUAAGGCAGACGUGUGUUACCACUUUCUGUACUCUAGAGAACUGAUUUACUGGUACACACUUUCAGCUCCCUACUGCUUUAGUGACGCAAAAGAACACUAAACCUGUUUUAACUCCCUUGUUAAGGUGAGUUUAUGGCUGGUUUGCACUGCUGAUCAUUUGAGCUGAUCAUUUGCACUGAUCAGCCCAAAGCAGAAAACAGCUCAGAUAGUAUCUUUGGAAGUCUUCAAGGGGAUGUCUUAGAAGAAGACCACUAUUUCUUAAGAGGAAGUUUAGUACAAAAAAGGCCACAGCACUGAUCUUGAAGUUGUGUAUAAGCCAUGGUUAUAAAGUGCUGUGUCAGACACUUACAUUGUUUUACUGUCUCUAACCCAUAUAAGAGACUCAUAGCAUUCAGGAAUCUUUCAAACACAAUAAAAAAGAACAUAAAAGCAAGACUAGGAAAAUAUUGUUGAAAGGAUUCCAUGUAUUCAUAAUACUGUCACGACCAACCUGCAUAUAAAAUGUAAUGUGACCACUUCAUUAUUAUGUAAGUGACGAUGAUUGUGAAGUCCUGGAAAGCUGUUGUGUAUAUUUAUUGGUUCUGAAUGUAAGUAUGGACAUGAAUAUAAACUGUAUUUUCAGAAAUUAAACAAGUUCAAUCCCC
Neopsephotus bourkii (Bourke's parrot) is the source of this 2692-nucleotide messenger RNA. It is a transcript of the gene SSTR5, whose product is annotated as somatostatin receptor 5. The record is from RefSeq and is a predicted model, not a curated record. Gene Ontology annotation, cellular component: neuron projection; membrane. The transcript has 3 exons. NCBI's taxonomy places the organism in Eukaryota, Metazoa, Chordata, Aves, Psittaciformes, Psittacidae. The coding region runs from base 741 to 1853 and encodes 370 amino acids. Gene Ontology annotation, biological process: neuropeptide signaling pathway; cellular response to glucocorticoid stimulus; regulation of insulin secretion. Gene Ontology annotation, molecular function: somatostatin receptor activity; neuropeptide binding.